AUGCUGAAACUUUUCUCGGACCUCAUUCAGUUCGCUAACCCCGCUUUUCUAAAUUUACUCAUCACAUUCACUGAACAACCAAGCGCUCCCCUCUAUGAAGGGCUCUUUUAUGCAAGCGGACUCUUCAUUUCCGGUAUACUGAGAUCUCUUUUUAUGAACAAUUAUUUUACUGUUAUGUAUCGCAUUGGAACAAAAAUUCAGACUACGCUAACGACAGCCGUCUAUAACAAGGGUUUUUUUCAGACUCUCAAUCUUUCAAACUCCUCAAAAAGACAAAAGACUCAUGGAGAAAUCGUAAACUUAAUGGCUAUCGAUGUGGACCGCUUUCGAAUGAUAACUCCGCAAUUGCAACAGUACUGGAGCAGCCCAUUACAAGUAUAA
Strongylus vulgaris is the source of this 381-nucleotide messenger RNA. The record is from the annotation of a GenBank genome assembly. NCBI's taxonomy places the organism in Eukaryota, Metazoa, Nematoda, Chromadorea, Rhabditida, Strongylidae.